Messenger RNA from Arabis nemorensis, 348 nucleotides. Lineage: Eukaryota; Viridiplantae; Streptophyta; Magnoliopsida; Brassicales; Brassicaceae. The record is from the annotation of a GenBank genome assembly.
AUGGCAAAAUUUAGCACUCAACAAAUUGCGUUAUUCAUCGUUGUAGCUUUGGUGUGUGCAUUUGUUCCAGUUUAUUCUGUUGAAGAAGUCGAAGCAAAAACAUUGUGGGAUACAUGUCUUCUUAAAAUCACCCCUAAGUGUGCGUUGGAUAUUAUUGAUGUUGUAUUUGGAGAUGGCACUCUAUCCAAUUCAUGUUGCCACGACCUUGUCGAAGAAGGGAAAAUGUGUCACGAUAAGCUAAUCAAAUACAUUUCAGAUAGACCAAGCUUAAUUGCCAAAGAAUCUCAAUACUUAAAGAAGCGAGAUGAUUUGUGGACUCACUGUGUCUCUAUCUCUAAAACUGUUUAA